AUGGUUGAUAUUACUACACCAAACUUUUUAGAGUUAUUACAUAUUAUAUCUGGUGAACGACAUGUUUAUUAUACAGAGAUGCAUCAUGCUCAAGCUAUACAUCAACAUCAAUCUCACUUGGAUCGCUUUGUAGGUACACCUCGUCCCAAUGUUGUUGUCCAACUAGGCGGUUCAGAUCCAAAGAUCAUGGCAACUGCAACUCGAUUAUUAGAAGACUAUGGUUACUCUGAAGUCAAUAUCAACGUUGGAUGUCCUAGUGCUAAUGUUCAACAUGGAAACUUUGGUGCUGUAUUAAUGAAAACUCCUGAUAUUAUUGCUGAUAUCCUAGAAGAGAUGAAUAAAAUGGUCUCUAUUCCUGUCACUGUAAAAUGUCGUAUUGGUGUGGAUGAUUUGGACUCAUUUGACUUUUUUCAUGGUUUUGUUGAAACCUUGAUGCAAUGCGAUCGACCACCUCCUCAUCUGAUAGUUCAUGCAAGAAAAUGUAUAUUGAAAGGAUUAUCCCCCAAACAAAAUAGAUCAAUACCUCCUCUUAAUUAUCAGCGUGUUUAUGAAUUAGCCAAAUUAUAUCCCAAUCUUCCUAUUACUAUCAAUGGCGGAUUUACUACUACGGAAGACAUUAGAUCAGCAUUAGAUCAAGUGGAUGGAUGUAUGAUUGGUCGAAUAGUGAUGGAUUCCCCUCUUUUUCUUCAACAUAUUGAUCAUGGUAAGGUUUAUAAUAAUAGGAAAGAUGAUCACUGA
This is a messenger RNA of Halteromyces radiatus, 738 nucleotides long. RefSeq names its product tRNA-dihydrouridine synthase. The transcript is spliced from 4 exons. The record is from RefSeq and is a predicted model, not a curated record. Gene Ontology annotation, molecular function: tRNA dihydrouridine synthase activity; flavin adenine dinucleotide binding. Gene Ontology annotation, biological process: tRNA dihydrouridine synthesis. Bases 1 to 738 code for a protein of 245 amino acids. NCBI's taxonomy places the organism in Eukaryota, Fungi, Mucoromycota, Mucoromycetes, Mucorales, Cunninghamellaceae.